Messenger RNA from Selaginella moellendorffii, 735 nucleotides. RefSeq names its product putative ripening-related protein 1. The record is from RefSeq and is a predicted model, not a curated record. The coding region runs from base 1 to 735 and encodes 244 amino acids. The transcript is spliced from 2 exons. Lineage: Eukaryota; Viridiplantae; Streptophyta; Lycopodiopsida; Selaginellales; Selaginellaceae.
AUGUCGAUGGCACGGAGGAGGCAGCUCCUUCUCGUCGUGCUAUUCUCAGUCUUCCUCUUGCAGCUCUUGCAUUUGGCCGAAUCCAAUCACAAGCACGGCCACGGUCGAAGAGGAUGUGGGAAGACAUGCAAAUCCACGGCCAGCUGCAAGAAGGGGCUCGUGUGCUUACAAGGUGAAUGCAAGGAUGAUCCAGACAAGGAGACCACCAUCUGCAAGCCACUCGAGCCAGCUCCUGGCCAAGGGCAGUGCCGAGCCUCGGGAUUCCUCCAUGCUCCAAAGAGCUCCAAGGGAUGCAAGGAUUGCUGCCAGGUCGGGAAAUCCUACCCGCAGUUCAAGUGCUCGCCUCCGGUGACAAAGUUCACGAAGGCGAUUCUCACCGUGAACGAUUUCCAGCCGGGAGGGGACGGCGGCGGCGCCUCCGAGUGUGAUUCCAAGUUCCACUCCAACAACGACUUGGUGGUGGCGCUCUCCACCGGAUGGUUUGCCAAAGGGAAGCGUUGUGGGCGAUUUGUGAUCAUCCAUGCGCCCAGCGGCAAGAGCGUCCGGGCGAGAGUGGUGGACGAGUGUGACUCUCUUCGUGGCUGCGACGCCGAGCAUGGAUUCUAUCCGCCAUGCCAGCCCAAUCUGGUGGAUGCAUCGCCCUCAGUUUGGCGCGCGCUGGGGGUCUCGAAAAAUAGCGAUAAGUUUGGCUGGAUGGACAUUACUUGGUCGGAUGCGCAGGGCGCCUCGGAUUAA